Molecule: messenger RNA, 1635 nt
Organism: Cyphellophora europaea CBS 101466
Lineage: Eukaryota; Fungi; Ascomycota; Eurotiomycetes; Chaetothyriales; Cyphellophoraceae
Exons: 4
Coding region: 1-1635 (544 amino acids)
Biological process (GO): amino acid transmembrane transport
Cellular component (GO): membrane
Molecular function (GO): amino acid transmembrane transporter activity
Source: RefSeq, a predicted model, not a curated record
AUGGCCGACUUCAAGACCGCUUCCCCGUCCUCGGAGUCGCCCGUCGGCUACGACAGCACACCCGCCCACGCCACCGACCAUGCACGCAUCGACCCCGAAUCCGGCGUCAAGCGCGGCCUCAAGACGCGCCAUCUAUCCAUGCUGGCGCUCGCCGGCAUUAUCGGGCCGGGCCUGCUCAUCGGCUCCGGCGGCGCCCUCAAUAACGGCGGGCCUGCCAGCCUCAUCAUCGGCUUCGGCGUCAUCGGCAUCAUCGCCUUCUCCAUCAUGCAGUCGCUGGGCGAGCUGACCACACUGUACCCGUCCGGGGGUGCCUUCACCGCCCUAGCUGACCGCUUUGUCGACAAGGCUUUUGGUGUGGCGGUAGGGUGGAAUUACUUUAUCAUUUGGGCGGCCGUCUUGGCGAAUGAGUACAACGUUAUCACUGCUGUGUUGGUCUACUGGAGCGAUACCGUUCCGCAAUGGGGGUAUUUCCUCAUCUUCUGGUUCGCCUUUUUGGGCUUUCAGAUGUUAGGAGUUGAGUCGUUCGGUGAAGCUGAAUUCUGGCUGGCCCUGAUCAAACUGCUCGGCCUUGGUGCCUACUUCAUCUUCUCAAUCGUCUAUGUCGCUGGAGGAGUCAACGGAGAUGCCAUCGGCGACCGCUACUGGCACGAUCCAGGCGCGUUCAACGGCAACGGUUUCCGCGGCGUCGCCUCCGUCUUCGUCUUCUGCAGCACCUUCUACGCCGGAGUCGAGUCGGUAGCAGUAGCAGCCACCGAGACGAAGAACCCUCGUGUUGCGGUGCCACUAGCCAUCCGACAAGUCUUCUGGCGCAUCAUCUUCAUCUACAUGGGCUCCGCCAUCUUCUUCGGCCUAACCUGCCCCGCCAACGCCGAUGGCCUCAUCAACGGCGCCUCCCGCUCGCUGCGCUCGCCGAUGACGAUCGCGAUCCAGAACGCCGGCUGGCAAGGCGGCGUGCACCUGAUCAACAGCUUCAUCUUCAUCACUUGCCUCUCGGCCGUCAACUCGUCCAUCUACAUCGGCAGCCGCACCGUACUUUUCAUGGCGCAGGACGGCAAAGCCCCACGCUUCCUCGGCUACACCGACCCGCGCGGCGUGCCCGUCUUUGCCAUCCUGCUCACGAACCUCUUCGGCGCCCUCUCCAUGAUGAACGUCUCAACCGGCGCAAGUAAAGCGUAUUCCUACAUCGUCAAUCUCUCCGGCGUCUCCACCUUCCUCGUCUGGGCCUCUAUCAGCCUGAUCCACAUCCGCUUCCGCCGCGCUUGGGCCCACCAGGGCCGCUCCGUGUCCGAUCUCCCCUUCAAAUCCCUCUGGUACCCGUGGCUGGCCUACUUUGGCCUCGCCGCCAACAUCUUUCUCGCCUUCGUGCAAGGCUGGACCACGCUGAGCCCCUUUGACGCCGGCACGUUUGUCGAUGCGUAUAUCCUGCUGCCGCUGUUUCCGGUCACUUAUUUGGGGUAUAAAUUCGUGUUCAAGACGAGGCUGUGGCGCGCAAGUGAGAUUGAUUUGGAUGCGGGGAGGAGGGCGGAUGUGGAUGCUGCCAAGGGGGAGGGGGAGGGGGAGGUUUUGCCCAGGCCAGAAGGGGCGGGCGUGGGGAGGAGGGGGACGGUGGUGCAGAGGGUGUGGAGGAAUUUCUAG